AUGGGCAAAAUUCAACUCCCCCCUUCACCGUCGCUCCCGCCCACCUCCGGCCCGUCUGCCUCGGCCGACGACGAUCUCGACCUCCCCACCUACGACGAAGCCGCUGCGAACCCGCAGCCUUCAAUCCAGCAGCCAUACCGCGACAACCCCCUCGCACCCCCAGAACGCGACCACACGAUCCCCGGCGGCAUCCCCUACCUCAGCGCCCGCCAAAACACCCGCCUCUCCAACGCCGCCACCGUCCUCCCCAGCUUCUCCUCAUCGAUCGACACGCUCGAGAACUUUGUCGAGCGCCAGAUCCGCCUCCCGCCCCGGCCCUGCCUGAUCAUCCGCGGAACACACAAUGAGUCCCGGAAGAGCGGCAACGAGACCAAGAGCGAGACCGUCACCGACUUUGACUUCCGAAUCGAUCUGACGCGCACGCUGCUGAGGUUGUGUCCGAAUGGCGAGGCCGCGCCCGAUAGUAAUUGGUCGUAUACGGCGGUUAUUAGUGAUAAUGACGGGUUGAAGGCGUAUCGGGGGACGAGGUGGAAGACGAGGAAGAGUAAGACGAAGAUCGGUCGCAUUGCGUUGCCGGAGAGGGAUGGGGACGCGCAGAGCGUGGUUGAUAGCGACGAGGGGAAUAGACUCAUGGCUAUCGAUGUGGAUUUGGAGAAUGGGGAGGCUAUGCCUGGACUCAGGGGCUGGUGUGAGCGGUACUGCAAUGAUCCCGCGUCUGUGAAAUCCUUCACCUACCGCCGCCACCUGCACGGCUUCAACCUCGAACCGAUGCGCAAAUCCCUAACCGACCACAUCCGGUCCACCGGCUACCAAGGCCACAUAAGCAUAACACACACUCUCUCCAACGGGCUCGUGACAAUCUACUCCCCGCACUGGAUCAACACCGCCCGCAACAACCGAUUCGUCUACUGGCUGUGCAUAAUCCUGCAACUGUGGAUCCUCACCUGGCCCGUAAUCUGGAUAAUGGAACGCCGCUACGACAUCGUUCGCUCGGAGUGGUAUUCGUCACGGUGUGUCUCGGAUCCCACCCCCGAGAAUCCCGGGCGCGGGAAGAAGAUCUAUGCCGGUGGAUUCGACGAGGCUACUGCGGCGGAGAUGUGGGCGCCUGUUGUAAGGGAAGCGGCGUUUCAGGGGAGAUGUAAUGGGGAGUUUCUUGGUGGCGAGGAGAUCGAGCAGCUUAGACGGCAGGGGGAGGAGAGGAGGCAGGCGAGGAAUUCCCAGGCGGGGGAUUUGAUUAGUCGCGGGCAGUCGGCGCUGAAUAUUAUGGGGAUUAGGAAUAUUGGUGGGGUGAAUGUUACCGGGGCGUGGGGCGGGGAUCGGUCGAGUGCGAGUAGUUCGAGGUUUAGUAUUCGGAUGGGAUAG
Molecule: messenger RNA, 1362 nt
Organism: Aspergillus calidoustus
Lineage: Eukaryota; Fungi; Ascomycota; Eurotiomycetes; Eurotiales; Aspergillaceae
Source: the annotation of a GenBank genome assembly